GUCUUUAUAAGUCUUCCCCUAAAACUCAAAAACCUAAAAUCCCAAUAACUGUAUCAAACACAGAUACAGAGAACAUGGAGCAACACGAGGACCAGGAGCAAGAGCACGAGGUAUACGGAGGUGAGAUCCCCGACGAGGGAGAGAUGGACGCCGAUGUCGAUAUGUCGUAUAGGUCCGAGGAGCAUGAGGGAAACGAUCCCAACUCUAAGGACCUGGAGGACAUGAAGAAGAGGCUCAAGGAGAUUGAGGACGAAGCCAGUGCUCUCCGCGAAAUGCAGGCCAAGGUUGAGAAGGAGAUGGGCGCUGUUCAAGAUUCCUCAAGUACUUCUGCUACUCAGGCUGAAAAAGAGGAGGUGGAUGCCAGAUCAAUUUAUGUUGGCAAUGUAGACUAUGCGUGCACUCCUGAGGAAGUGCAACAGCAUUUUCAAUCCUGUGGAACAGUGAACAGAGUGACAAUUCUGACAGAUAAAUUUGGACAGCCAAAGGGAUUUGCAUAUGUUGAAUUUGUGGAGAUUGAAGCUGUCCAGAAUGCUGUUAUGUUAAAUGAAACAGAACUGCAUGGUCGGCAGUUAAAGGUUUCGGCUAAGCGGACUAAUGUACCUGGCAUGAAACAGUAUCGGGGAAGGCGACCAAACCCAUUUUUUGGGUUCCGGUCUCGUCGUCCCUACAUUCCUGGGCCCCCAAUUUACCCAUCUUAUGGUUAUGGAAGGGUUCCAAGGUUCAGGCGGCCAAUGCGAUUCAGGCCAUACUAAUAUGUAUGUGUGGUCUGCUGGCCUCAAUAGCGAGAUGAGGUUUGCUGAUGGUUUACAAAUGGUAUUGUCAUUAUAUUUCAGUAACCAAAUUGGACUGACUCAUGUCGCUGAUGGCGAUCUUGAUUUUUCUAGAACCACUAGCCUGCUGGAUAGGAACCAUGGUGGUUGUAUACCGUUGGUAAAAUUGCUUCAUAUGGUUAAAAAGGAGGCAUAUGUGGAAGUGGAAACGAUUUUUAUGUAUUUAUGAAUAUACUUUUGGACAGUUUAAGUUUCUUAAUGUGGGUGAAUUCAUCAUUUGUAAUGGUUUUGUAGCUUAUGACUAUAGAAAGAAUUUGAUUUAUAAAUUAGAAAGUGACGAUUUGUUGCGCAA
This is a messenger RNA of Tripterygium wilfordii, 1122 nucleotides long. RefSeq names its product polyadenylate-binding protein 2. The record is from RefSeq and is a predicted model, not a curated record. Gene Ontology annotation, molecular function: RNA binding. Lineage: Eukaryota; Viridiplantae; Streptophyta; Magnoliopsida; Celastrales; Celastraceae. Bases 75 to 752 code for a protein of 225 amino acids. The transcript has 6 exons.